Messenger RNA from Exophiala dermatitidis NIH/UT8656, 804 nucleotides. RefSeq lists its product as uncharacterized. The record is from RefSeq and is a predicted model, not a curated record. NCBI's taxonomy places the organism in Eukaryota, Fungi, Ascomycota, Eurotiomycetes, Chaetothyriales, Herpotrichiellaceae. The coding region runs from base 1 to 804 and encodes 267 amino acids. The transcript is spliced from 4 exons.
AUGGGGAUUUCCAAAGUGAUCGUGUUGGCAGGUUUCCUCGUCACAGCCCUUGAAGUUGUCGAUGCUGUACCUGCACUCCAUGUGAAGCGAGCCGAGGCCGUGGUGCAGGGCAAGUUGGGAACAGAUGGGUACUGGAAUGACUAUGACGGUGGAUCAAAUCACUAUACCCAAUAUGAAGGCAAUGGUUCCGUGGCCGCCGGAUGGCCGUCAGAUCUGACCUGGGUCUCAUUCAACGAUCUGUGGGUUGCCAAUCAACAUACCAUCAGCCGCAGUUGUGACAUUCUAUACGGCGUACCGAACAAUUCGGACCAAGAGACCCAGGAUCUCUACGAUGCAAUCAAGCAAGUGGCCCAUCAGACACGGGUGGACCACCGCUUCAUUCUCGCGGCUAUACUACAGGAAACCAAGGGGUGUGUCCGGGCAAAGACGAGCGUGUCGCCGGAUGGGAUCAAGAAUCCUGGUCUCCUGCAGUCGUUCAAGGGUACGCAUACGUGUAAUGACGAGAAUGGCAAGGUCAAGAACCCGUGUCCUAAAGACGAGAUUGUGGGCAUGAUAUCUGAUGGAGUUGCCGGUACGCCUGAUGGGCACGGGUUUGCGACCGAUAUCAACGCUCAAAGCGAUGUCGAUGGCAUCGAUUACGCCGAGGCAUAUUACCGAGCUGCGAGAUUGUACAACUCUGGCGCUAUUGAUGAAUCGGGCGAUUUGGGCAAGGGCUCGGCGACGCAUUGCUAUGCUAGUGAUAUUGCGAAUCGGCUGGUGGGCUGGACGGAUAGCGAGUCGACUUGUACGAUGGACGACAAGUAG